CCAGUCAACGGAAUCUCUUAUGUGUGCAUUAGAUUAGAGAAUGCAUUUGUUCCUGAUAUCUUUUCUUCUUGGUUUCAAGGAUGUAUUGCUGAGCGAGCAGUCAUCUUGUCAGAUGAUACAAGAAACUAUUAAGUAUGUGCCUACAUGUCCCCACAAUAAAAAUGAGUGGUUUCUAGCAGCGGAGAACAAAAACUGCAGUCAAUACAGUAAAGGAUGUAAAGAGAAAUUGGUUUAUCACUGCGUUCCUAACCACUAUGAAAAUGCUACUUUAGAAGUUUGUGUGCCGGUGACAUUAAUUGUUUUUGGGCAUUGUUUAGAAUACAGCUUCCUCGGAAAAAGGGUUCAAGCAAACCACAACACUGAAUGCAAAACAUGUCCAAUAUUCUACAAAUCAAAUGAAGCAUACAAAUAUAAAGAAUGUUACAACAUAUCAGAAACGACGACAACUACACCAACAACAACAGCAAUACAUUUUUCAGUGACGAUAUUCGACAAAGAAAUCACAAAACAUUUCGAAGAAAAUAUUACAAUCCCAUGGAACAUUCAUGAAAAGGAUGGGUAAAUAUUUUUAGAAAAUCCUUCACAGAUUACUUUUUGCACACAUUAUGAUACAUUAUAAAUAACGAACCAAGAUCCAAAUAUCCCUACUAAAAGGCAUUUUAUCACAGAGAAAGGAACACAUACAAGCGUCAUUUACAUAAUUAUCAUCAAAUUAAGGUUCAACUUUCAUAGAUCACCAGACAUGGCCACAUUCCUGAACCUUAAAGUUGUAGAAGUAAGGCCCUUGACCU
This is a messenger RNA of Saccostrea cuccullata (small rock oyster), 791 nucleotides long. RefSeq lists its product as uncharacterized. NCBI's taxonomy places the organism in Eukaryota, Metazoa, Mollusca, Bivalvia, Ostreida, Ostreidae. The record is from RefSeq and is a predicted model, not a curated record. Bases 41 to 562 code for a protein of 173 amino acids. The transcript is spliced from 4 exons.